CUUGAUUUGUUUACUAUGUCUCAUAUCUACCAACCAAUUAUCAAGAAGAAAGAGAGAAAAAGGAAAGAGAAAAGCCAACGAACAUUUUUCACACGCAAACUGUAAAAAUUUCUGGGACUUGGAAAAGAAUUGGCCACUUAAAUCAGCUUAUCCGAACUCCCUUUUUGCAGAAUAGAUGGCCACUUUGAAGUGUUUCUUGAUAACGGUCACCGUAGUUUACGCAGUUGCAUUGUUUCUGGUUCCACGAACUGCGUAUUCCAUUCCCUUUGUCGUCUUCCAUGGAAUCUCGGACAGCUGCAGGAAUAGAGGAGUCGCACAUUUUACCACUCUUCUUAGUAAUUGGUCUGGUUCGCAGGGAUAUUGCAUCGAAAUUGGAAAUGGUGCAUGGGAUUCAUGGACAAUGCCCUUCUUUAAACAGACAGCCAUUGCUUGUGAGAAGGUGAAGCAAAUGAGUGAGCUCAGUCAAGGUUACAACAUCAUCGGGCUCUCCCAGGGUAAUAUGGUUGGCAGAGGAGUCGUUGAGUUCUGUGAUGGAGGACCUCCUGUGAGAAAUCUUAUAUCUCUGGCAGGUCCACAUGCUGGCAUAGCAGCUGUCCCCCUAUGCGGAUCAGCUGAGGUUUGCAUUCUAGUGGACCUUCUGAUCGAGUUGGCAAUUUACAGCAAUUUUGUUCAGGAACACUUGGCCCCUGCUUCCUACAUCAAGAUUCCCACGGACAUAGAUGCGUACAGAAAAGGAUGCAAGUUCCUCCCUAAGCUUAAUAAUGAAAUAUACAAGAAUUCCACGUACAAGGAGCGCUUUUCUAGCUUGGAGAACUUAGUGCUUAUCAAGUUCGAGAAGGAUGACAUUCUGGUCCCAAAAGAGACCUCUUGGUUUGGAUAUUUUCCAGAUGGUUCUUGGGACACCGUCUUACCUGCACAAGAGACGACCCUCUAUACCGAAGAUUGGAUUGGCCUGAAAACAUUGGAUGAAGCUGGGAAAGUGAAGUUUGUAAGCGUGUCGGGUGGUCAUCUUGAAAUUUCUUACAGCGAGAUGAAAAAAUACAUACUCCCUUACUUGGUGGAAAAUGCAAAUGUACAGGCAAGACUGUCAGAAUCAUCUCAUUCUUGGUCCCGGUCUGGCCAUCAGACUCAGACUCUCAACCUCUAUGCUUCACAUUGAAGACAUUAAUUUUCUUGAGUACAAGUAAAAAUAAAUAAACAAGAAUGAUAUUAUUUUUUACUAAUUCUUAAUCAUUAUAAUUAGUUACUCUGAUUGAAAUCGGGUUUUUCACGGUUCUUAUUACUUUUGUAUGACUACUUUGUAUCACUUUUUUGCUAUGUUAAUUUUUCAUCUAUAAUUA
Molecule: messenger RNA, 1340 nt
Organism: Sesamum indicum (sesame)
Lineage: Eukaryota; Viridiplantae; Streptophyta; Magnoliopsida; Lamiales; Pedaliaceae
Cellular component (GO): intracellular membrane-bounded organelle
Molecular function (GO): thiolester hydrolase activity
Source: RefSeq, a predicted model, not a curated record